Phaethon lepturus (White-tailed tropicbird) is the source of this 984-nucleotide messenger RNA. RefSeq names its product solute carrier family 35, member F6 (gene SLC35F6). The transcript is spliced from 6 exons. Gene Ontology annotation, biological process: transmembrane transport. Gene Ontology annotation, cellular component: intracellular membrane-bounded organelle; membrane. The annotation marks the transcript as partial. Gene Ontology annotation, molecular function: transmembrane transporter activity. Lineage: Eukaryota; Metazoa; Chordata; Aves; Phaethontiformes; Phaethontidae. The record is from RefSeq and is a predicted model, not a curated record.
AUGUCCUGUCCCCGCAGCUGUCACCUCGGGGGGCUGGUGGCCCAGAGGACAGCCCUGGGCUGGCUCUCGGGGUGGGCCGAUAACUUCAGCGCAGCUGGCUGCGGUGGGUCGGAGGAGCAUGGCUUCCAGCACCCCUUCCUGCAGGCUGUGGGCAUGUUCCUGGGUGAAUUUUCCUGCCUGGGGGUGUUUUACCUGCUGGUGUGGAGGGAUCGACGGGGGCCGGAGCCCAGCAUGGCCCCGUCGCAGCCCUUCAGCCCGCUGCUCUUCUUGGCCCCCGCCCUCUGCGACAUGACUGGGACCAGUAUCAUGUACGUGGCCUUGAACAUGACCAGCGCCUCCAGCUUCCAGAUGCUGCGAGGAUCCGUCAUCAUCUUCACCGGCCUCCUUUCCGUAGCCUUCCUGGGCCGCAAGCUGGAGCUGAGCCAGUGGCUGGGCAUCCUGGUCACCAUCGUGGGGCUGGUGGUGGUGGGGCUGGCUGACCUGCACAGCUCCCACGACCAGAAACACAAACUCAGCGAGGUGAUAACCGGCGACCUGCUCAUCAUCAUGGCGCAGGUGGUUGUCGCCAUCCAGAUGGUGCUGGAGGAGAAGUUUGUCUACAAGCAUGACGUGCACCCGCUGAGGGCCGUCGGCACCGAAGGUUUCUUCGGUUUCAUCAUCCUGGCCCUGCUGCUGGUGCCCAUGUACUACAUCCCGGCGGGCAGCUUCAGUGGGAACCCUCGACGGAUGCUGGAAGACGCCCUCGAUGCCUUCUGCCAGAUCGGCCACCGGCCCCUCAUCGCCCUGGCUCUGCUGGGAAACAUCAGCAGCAUCGCUUUCUUCAACUUCGCCGGCAUCAGCGUCACCAAGGAGAUCAGUGCCACCACCCGCAUGGUGCUGGACAGCCUCCGCACCCUCGUCAUCUGGGCCGUCAGCCUGGCCCUGGGCUGGGAGGCCUUCCACGGCCUGGAGAUCUUGGGUUUUGGGGUGCUGCUGGUAGGUGCU